GCCAACUCUCUAUGCUACCUGAGGAUUGUCGGACUUUGGAGGCUAGGAAUGCCAUUUUCCAUGAGUUGAUAGGUCAUGACAAUCAUGGAUAUUGUCGCACAUACGGGAGAACUGUGCCUCAGAGAGCAGUGUAUAAAGAUGGUGCAGGGCCAUCACAGUCAGCACCCCAGCCAUCGACUAUUGUUCAGAUCACCCAGCAGGUUCGUGCGGAGCUAAGGGAUGAGUUGAGGGAGGAGCUGAGAGCAGAGUUCUCUACACAUUUACAGCAGCUGAGAGCUGAGAUGAUGGCUUUUGUGUCACAGGGGGCAAGUGUGGAUCCUAACAGACAGGCUCCUGAUGCAUCAAGUGGCCACCGGGCAUUUAGGGAAUCUGCAGAAGACGAGAAUCCAUAUACACCACCACCAGAAGAUCAGAUAUUUCCUGAGUAGCAGUUUGCUUCUUGUGGAAUGGAGUCGUGUGAAGAUUGCGACAA
Messenger RNA from Camellia sinensis, 472 nucleotides. The record is from RefSeq and is a predicted model, not a curated record. Lineage: Eukaryota; Viridiplantae; Streptophyta; Magnoliopsida; Ericales; Theaceae.